AAAAAGAAAAACAACUCAUCUGUAUGAUAACACUUAAAUUUGAUUUUCGAACUGGAUUCAACUUCUAGAGAAGAACAGAGCAUGUACUUGAAACUAUGUGGAGGUUAAUAAACCAAUGAGUUUGUGGGUUUUUCAUUUUUGCUUUGGCAAAUAUUCCAAAAGAUGAAGCAAUGUCUGGCUAUGUCAGAGCUGUGAAACAUUGAGAAGAAUGUUGAUUCAUCAUCUGCGUCCCUUUCCACUGAGUUCUCUGUCUCCUCGUUCUCUCACCAUCUCCACUGCUCUCUCUUCUUCAACGAAGCAACAACACAAGCUCUGGUCUGGUCUUGAAAACUGGAGAAAGAGUCCUGUCAAUGACCUCCGUCUCUGGGGACCUACGGGUCCUCUCCUCCCUUCUUCCGGCUCCAUCUCCGCCGACUUAUCCGGUCUGGUCUCGGCGGCGUCUUCUCUCGCCGAUCUCGGAGCUCUCGUCCUCUCAACCGCUGACCCUCUCUCCAAAUCUCAUAUCUCCCAUUUAGCUUUCUCGCGUUGGCGCCGUGAGAAUCUCCCUGUUGGUUCAAUCUCACAUCUUCCCUCUUCUCCAGCUCGUCCUGCCAAACCACUCCUCGUUGCGACCAACGAGGUUCCAAAUCCGAAAGAUUCCAAGCUUCCCCUCAAUGCUCAUAUGCUUCAUAACCUCGCUCAUGUCGAGCUCAAUGCUAUUGAUUUGGCUUGGGACACUGUUGCUCGUUUCUCCCCUUUCUUCGAUGUUUUGGGUCACAACUUCUUUGAUGACUUUGCUCAUGUUGCUGAUGAUGAGAGUCGCCAUUUCUUGUGGUGUUCCCAGAGACUCGCUGAGCUUGGUUUCAGGUAUGGAGAUAUACCUGCUAAUAACUUGCUGAUGAGGGAAUGCGAGAAAACAUCCAACAAUGUCGCUGCUCGCUUGGCUGUGAUCCCUCUUGUACAGGAGGCUAGAGGACUUGAUGCUGGACCCAGGUUGGUCAAAAGGCUAACGGGCUUCGGAGAUAAUAGGACUUCAAAAAUCGUGGCUAAGAUCGCUGAGGAGGAAGUUGCACAUGUAGCUGUUGGUGUAGACUGGUUCCUCUCUGUGUGUCGAAAGAUGAACCGUGCUCCCUGCCCUACAUUUAAAGAUCUGAUCGAAGAGUAUGGUGUUGAAUUAAGGGGCCCUUUUAACCACUCUGCUCGGGAGGUAGCUGGCAUUCCACGAGACUGGUAUGAUUCAUCAUGUGGCACAGAAGUGGAUAAAGGCGCUAAUAAACAGGAUGACAAGGAGCAACUCUCUGCGGUUUACAAUAGGCUCACUCACAUAAUCUCAAUGGAGAGUGAGAAUUCAAGUCUCGAAAGGCCAGCCAAAUGACAUGAUGCCGUCGGAGUCAUGAUUUAAUGGCUUUAUAACUUAUGAAUGAGUGUCAGCCGUGAUUUCCUGGGAUCUGAAAUUACAAAUUAAUGAUUUCUCAUACGAACUAGUUCAAACCUACUCUAGCUUAGGAUUUUCCUCUCUUAGUGCGGCUACUGUUUAUCGUGAUUUUAUGACUUUGCUUUUUGGUGCAUGUGUGAGUAUAAUAGUGGAAAUUUGCAUUGGAGUUGAUCCAAGCAACCAAUUUGUUAUAUAAAUUUGCUCGUAUCCAAGAUACCUUGUUUUUGUGUU
Molecule: messenger RNA, 1645 nt
Organism: Capsella rubella
Lineage: Eukaryota; Viridiplantae; Streptophyta; Magnoliopsida; Brassicales; Brassicaceae
Exons: 7
Coding region: 209-1354 (381 amino acids)
Source: RefSeq, a predicted model, not a curated record